AUGGAACCCUUUCAAGGACAGCAAGGCGUCACGCCUCCUCCAAACCAAGAAGAUGUCGACAUUACUCAACCCCUUGGCCGCUCUCGAUACUUUGGUCUUCGUGACUUCUUUGAUCGUGUUGACCACUAUGUCACCACUUCGGCCUUUGGGUACUUCUUCACCCUCAGUGGGACUGGACACCCACAAGAGAUUGCUGGAGCGACCUUCUUUCGAGAAGUUCGCGCUGGCAUCACAACCUUUGCGACUAUGGCAUAUAUCAUCGCCGUCAACGCUGCUCUGCUCGCUCAGUCUGGUGGCACUUGUGUAUGUGACUUGACGGAUAGACAUGCUUGUGACAAGAUUGAUUCUUAUGUUGCCUGCAAAGAAGACAUUCGACGAGAUAUCGUCACUGCUACAGCUGCAGUCUCCGGCCUCGCAAGCUUCAUGUUCGGUUUCCUUACCAACCUCCCUGUUGCCCUUGCCCCCGGUAUGGGCCUCAACGCGUACUUCACCUUCCAAGUUGUCGGAUACAAUGGAAGCGGCCCCAUCUCUUACCGUCUCGCACUUACAGCUGUCUUCGUCGAAGGCCUUAUCUUCAUCUUUCUUGCUCUCACGGGCAUGCGCCAGUGGCUCGUUAAGCUUAUCCCUUCUACCAUCAAGACUGCCACAGGCGUUGGUAUCGGCCUCUUCCUUACUGAAAUCGGUCUCUCGUACUCUGCCGGUAUUGGUGCUAUCACCGGCGGUGGAAAGGCUACUCCUCUUGCGCUUGGAGGCUGUCCCCAGGAACUGCUUGAUGAGGUGACUGGCAUGUGUACAGAAGGGCAGAUGUCGAGUCCCAAGUUAUGGGUUGCUGUCUUUUGCGGCGGUAUUGCCACUGCCUUUCUUAUGGCGUUCCGCGUCAAGUAUGCCCUCAUCCUUGGCAUUGCUCUCGUUUCUGUCCUAUCAUGGCCUCGCAACACGCCCAUCACAUACUUUCCACACACUGACGAGGGGGACUCCCGUUUCGACUUCUUCAGUCAAGUUGUUAUGUGGCACCCAAUCGAAAGGACUCUUAACGAGCUCGACUGGUCCUUUGGUGGUUCAGCAUCUCAAUUCGCCCUCGCUCUCUUCACUUUCCUUUACGUCGACAUCAUCGAUGCUACCGCUACUCUCUACUCCAUGGUUCGCUUUUGUGGUGUUGUGAACCCUCGCGACGGUGACUUUCCUCGCUCGACUCUUGCAUAUUGCACUGAUGCUUUCUUCAUCUCUGUCGGUGCUCUGUUGGGCAGUUCACCUGUUACCGCUUUCAUCGAGAGUGGCGCUGGCAUCGCUGAAGGUGGAAGAACUGGGUUGACUGCCAUGACCACUGGACUAUGCUUCACCGCUGCUGUGUUCUUUGCGCCCAUCUUUGCCUCCGUACCACCUUGGGCAACUGGUUGCACUCUGAUUCUGGUCGGCUGCAUGAUGAUCCGACAAAUCACACAAAUCAACUGGCGAUAUAUCGGCGACGUCCUGCCCUCUUUCGUCGUCAUGACCUUCAUCCCUUUCAGCUACAGUGUAGCCUAUGGUCUCAUCGCUGGUGUUUUCGUCUACGCAGUCCUCAACGGCCUUGUCGGCCUGGUUGUCUGGGUUACACGUGGCUAUGUUGAGCCUCGCGAGUACGAUCUCAAAGAGUACUGGACCUGGAAGGGUUCAGGCCGCGCUCCCUGGUUCAUUCGCGCCAUUCGCCACGGUCGAAACACUGGCCAGGAGAGUGAUGAAGACCAGCCAGGUGAUUCUGGUCAUGCCAUGAGAGAUCUUAACUACGACAAUCGUCGUGAGAACAGCAGCUCCAGAACUGCUUCCAGCGGCAAAGACGAUCAGCCCAUGUCGCCCAAUGAACGAUGGGAGCGUUGA
This is a messenger RNA of Fusarium musae, 1854 nucleotides long. RefSeq lists its product as uncharacterized. The record is from RefSeq and is a predicted model, not a curated record. Gene Ontology annotation, molecular function: purine nucleobase transmembrane transporter activity. The coding region runs from base 1 to 1854 and encodes 617 amino acids. Lineage: Eukaryota; Fungi; Ascomycota; Sordariomycetes; Hypocreales; Nectriaceae. The transcript is spliced from 9 exons. Gene Ontology annotation, cellular component: plasma membrane. Gene Ontology annotation, biological process: transmembrane transport.